UAUAUAGGUACGUUUCCUUAUUAAUCUCCAUCUAUGAUUGUUGGGUAAUUAGCAUACUAGGUAGUGAAGUUAUAAAAGUUCGAGAACCCCGUUGUCUGUCUAGCAGAGCUUGAAUAAAGAGCUCAAGUCGAGUAAGAGACUAAAGAAGUAAAAAUAUCUUUAACAGUUAAUAAAUAGAACUAAACCACUUUGUUUGGGCAUUGUCGAGAAUUCGCAGCUCGAGACAACAAAGGAUACUCUGAUGAUAUAAUGUGAUCUCUCAUAUGAGCUUUGGAGUUCGAAGUUUGAACACUUACAUACAAACAAAUCCUUGCAACAAUGAGCUCCCCAUCGAACAGAGAAACCCGCGGUGCCCAGUACACCAACGUGAGUAGAAUGGCGGGGGACCGAUACCCCCCUAUCUCUAGCCUACCUGCCUACCUACCCAAAGAGCUAGCUUCUUUCUUCACCGAACGCCGAUUACUAACCUCCCGUCUUUGUAGUGGCUGAACAAGACCAAAAACGCAAUCUACCCGCAGAUGGACGACCCGGAAGAGACAAAGAACGAGAUCCGGGGCAUCUACAAGCAGAAGCUUCCACACCUGGAGGCAGCAUCCGGGGAGCUAGCGCCGAUAUUUGGGCUCGGGGAUGGCCAGCUAGCCACGCAGCGGGCCCAGGGGCUGUUCAAGCACCCGGCCUUUCUUGGCGCCUUCGUCGAGUUCGCAGACAACUACCUCGACACGAGCUGGGACCUGCCCGUGGGGGAGUGGGCGGCUGUCCGUGGGCUGGUUGGUGCGAAAAGCAGUGACAGCAUUGCCAGCUGGGCCGAAGAUGCAGGGCCGGAUCGGAAAGAGUGGGAAGUCAACCACUUCUACGCCCGCUUUAUCGUCCGGACUUUGCACGGGAUUAGAGAGCCCGCUCAGGGCAAGACGCAUUUGGUAUACUGGCUCGAAGACGCGGAAGAGGAUCAGGCAUACUGGGUGCUCUUUCAUGCGCUCAUGUAUUUGCAGCUUGAGACGAUGCGGGAUUAUAAGAAGAAGGCGCCUGUAAAGGAUCGCUUUAGCCACUUUAUCGAUAUGUGGAAGAAGACGCCGUUGGUCUAGGAGGUGAAGUUGUUUGAAUAUUACCUAGUACAUCAUGUAUAAGGUAUAUAGGGGGUACCUUAGGUUAGGUAAGUUCAAUGUUGAACAUUGUGGAAGUGUGGCCAAGAUAGAUAGACAGGCGCCAAAAUAGUUAGAUAAACCAAUAAUGAUAACCUUAUUCUUUCAUCUGAACCUCUCAAGUUCUGACCAAGGUUACUAUGUAGUUACAACUUACCCUACCCUAACUAGGGAGGUACAAGGUUAGAACUUAGAUGGAGUACCAAAAAUCAAAUAAGC
Molecule: messenger RNA, 1358 nt
Organism: Hypoxylon fragiforme
Lineage: Eukaryota; Fungi; Ascomycota; Sordariomycetes; Xylariales; Hypoxylaceae
Exons: 2
Coding region: 519-1082 (187 amino acids)
Source: RefSeq, a predicted model, not a curated record